AUGAAAAAGACCAGUUUGUCCUCGCUCGAUUCGCGGACCACCAUCCCGCGGACGCGCGAGCAGUACGAGUAUCUGGCAAAGCUCGUUCUGAUUGGCUCGUUCGGCUCCGGCAAGUCCUCGUUGCUCCACCGGUACGUCUCGCGCGACUGGAGGGCCGUGGCGCAGACCAUCGGCGUGGGGUUUGCGUCCCAGGUGGCCGUUGUGGACGGCAGCACGCGCGUGAAGUUGCAGAUAUGGGACACGGCGGGCCAGGAGCGGUUCCGUGCGCUCACGAGGUCGUACUACCGCGGCGCCAGCGGCGUCGUCGUGGUCUUCGAUCUCAGCUCGCGGCCCAGUUUCGACGCCGUUUCAGAGUUUAUGCAGGACGUGAAAAACAUGACGCCGCCCGACUCGUGCGUGCUGCUCGUCGGGAACAAGAACGACCUGUCCAAGGCGGUUUCCAAGAGCGACAUUGCCGACCUGGUGGACAGCAGCUCUGUGCUGCUGGGACGGCCCGUCCAGUUCGUCGCAACCAGCGCCCUGGACAACUCGAAUGUGGACACUGUGUUUGAGACGGUGGCCGGGUCGCUGGUCACGAAAAUCGAACUCGGCCAGAUCGACCCCGAAGACCCGGCCAGCGGCGUCCAGUACGGCGAUCUCAGCUACGACGCAAUCACGCUCGCGACUCCUACACCCAGAGAGUGCUGCUGA
This is a messenger RNA of Ogataea angusta, 690 nucleotides long. RefSeq lists its product as uncharacterized. The record is from RefSeq and is a predicted model, not a curated record. Gene Ontology annotation, molecular function: GTP binding; GTPase activity. Bases 1 to 690 code for a protein of 229 amino acids. Gene Ontology annotation, biological process: regulation of endocytosis. Gene Ontology annotation, cellular component: endosome. The transcript has a single exon. NCBI's taxonomy places the organism in Eukaryota, Fungi, Ascomycota, Pichiomycetes, Pichiales, Pichiaceae.